AACGGGGGCUCCGGGCUGGGGGAGUGGACGCCGCUUAAGGAAGAGGCCAUGCCCCACCGGCGGGGCGGGGGCCAGCUGCGCGUCGCGCUCUGCCCCGCCCUGCCCUGGGCGCGGCGCAGUUGGCACAGGCAGCAAAUAAUGGCUUCGGGGAGCGCGGACGGUGCUGGCCGGGGUGGCUCCGAGGCGACGGCGGUCGGGCGGCCCGUUAACGCCGGGGCGGGGGGGCUUCCUCCUUCCCCCCCUCCCUCCCCUCUUGGUUCGGCCCGUCCCGCCCCUCCCGAGCCCGUGACAGGUGGAGCGGCACCCGACGCGUGCGCGCGCCCCCGCCCGCGGCCGUCACGUGGCGCCGCGCGCGCCUCGCGCGAGACUCGCGGCGCGAGGGGUCUCGCGAUGCCUCGGCGGCCCCGGGGCGUGAAGGCGGGGAAGGGCCCGGCCCGGGCUUGGAGCGGCGGGAAAGGCGCGAGGGAGGGAAGGGAAGAGGAAAGCCUGGGAAUUCGGGCUUCUGGGGACGCCUCGCGCUCCUGCCUGUACCUCCCGCUCCUGGCAGCUCUGAUGGUGUCCAUUCGUGUGUAUUCCAAAUGUGGACUGCUGUCAUUUGUAGGAAUAGUCUUGGAAGAUAAGUAGGUAAGUGUCUGCCCUCCCUCUAGGAACCAGAUGUGGCACUUGCCACCUUCCGAAGAACUCGCCUGUUUGAGAGAAGGGGAUCACAAACAAGGAUCUCUGCUCUUCCAAAACUGCAGAGAAGGUGGGAUUUCUUGCAUUUGUCACUAUGCAGGAAUUUAAUGUGUCUGUUGAGAAGCUGAAGAUAAAAUGCUGUGUUUAUAUUAACUUCUCUUCAGAUUGACAAUUGUAACUUUAUAGAACUUGGCCAAUGCUGUCAGGGAGGGGAAAAAAAGCCCCAGCUUUGUGUUUCUUUAGUGGUCUUGUAUGUACUGAGUUAAGGUAAGUUGCUGGGCUGAUACUUUUGUAGCCAACUGGUUUUCUGGCUUGUAGGUAAAAACAAGUAAAUUGCAUUUGUAAACCAGCUCUGAGCAAAGGAUUUCUGUGUAAGCAUUUGAAAAGAGCCAUUUGUGAUGCUGAGUGAACUAGGUGAGUGGAUAUCUUGUUAACUUCUGUAAAUCCUGGGACAGAAUGCAAUAUUAUCCAAAAUACAUUAUUAUCUGAUAUUUUUGUUUUUCUCAUGGAGCAGAGGGUGUCACGUGCUCUUACUGGAUUUAAUUUAGCAGUGUCAUAGAAAAAUCUUUUUGAGAAAGUAUCUGAGAAUUAUUUAUUUUAAAAGCCUCAUCCAUUGUGUAUGUUGCUUUUUGUUAAUGUUCCUGUGGGUGUCUGAAAGGAUAAAACCUUCAGUAACCAAGCUGAAAAUGUCUUUUGGUUGUAGUCUCUCUCUCCUGUCCAUUUCGUACAACAUCUGCCUGGGCAGCCACUUUGAAAAUCGGGUACUUUGCACAAGUAAUGGUGGGUAUUAAAUCUUGUAAUUGUGCAGAGAUGAGACUUUAAAGGUGCAAAUAGCAGAAGUGGCUUUGGGACAGAGUUGGGUUUUGGGUUUGUCAUAGUUAAGGCAGUGGCUCAGGAAGCUCCAUCUUAUACUUACUAAGCCCAGACAAAGACAGUUCUCCAUCGUCCUCUUAACACAGCUCAGGCUUCCCUCAGAGCUAUGGGUGAGUCAGAGGGCAUUUCAAAUAGAAUAAAACGUGAUGCUUGAGUCUGAGGACUGUUGCUGUAGGACAUGCAACUCACCUUUAUAUUCUUCCAUUUUUGAAUGUUCCCAAAAUUAACAGGUGGCACCCUGUUAAUUUGAUGCUUAGGACACAAUGAAUACAGGACAGGCUUGAACCCAAAGCAUGUAAAUGUGUUCAUCGUAUGUAACUGGAAGAUAACACACCAAACUGAAAUUUUCACAUUUUUAAUAUAAAAUGGCUGUUAUCAAGAGGUAGGUUAUGUUCAGAACUUCUCUAGUGGUUUGUGCUCCACUGUCAGU
Molecule: messenger RNA, 1978 nt
Organism: Chiroxiphia lanceolata (lance-tailed manakin)
Lineage: Eukaryota; Metazoa; Chordata; Aves; Passeriformes; Pipridae
Product: formin-like protein 20
Exons: 2
Coding region: 49-624 (191 amino acids)
Source: RefSeq, a predicted model, not a curated record